GUUACUGUUCGUUUUCUCUCUAUCUCUACUAACCGACCUCAACAAGAACCAGAGAGCUCACACCAAUCCACAGAGCGAGCGAACGAGAGAGAGAGAGAGAGAGAGAGAGAGCGAGAUCUAGAGAGAGAAACACAGAGAUCUAGAGAGAGAAAGUAGAGAGAGAAAUGCGGGAACCGGCGACGCAAGAGGUGGUGAUGAGCAGCAACAACAACAACAACGCAUCAUCUUCACCACCACAAGCUCUACUGGAGAGGCUCAAGGACUAUGGCCAAGAAGACGCUUUUGCCCUCUGGGACGGCCUUUCUCCCGAAGAACGCGACCUUCUCGUCAAGGACAUCGAGAGCUUGGAUCUUCCGAGGAUCGAUAGGAUCAUCCGCUGUUCAUUUAAAUCUCAAGGGCUUCCGGUUGCUGCCAUUGAGCCGGUGCCGGAGGGUAGUGUGUCCACAGUUGAGGAGAGGAAGAUUGAAGAGAGAGAGAAAUGGUGGAAGAUGGGCAUGAAGGCUAUCUCAGAAGGGAAGUUGGCUGUGUUGCUUCUGUCUGGUGGCCAGGGAACUCGGCUGGGAAGUUCAGAUCCAAAGGGAUGUUUUAAUAUUGGACUCCCAUCUGGAAAGUCACUUUUUCAAGUUCAAGCUGAGCGAAUUUUGUGUGUGCAAAAAUUAGCGGCUCAAUCUGUAAAUGAAGCUGGUUUUGUGCCAAUACAUUGGUACAUAAUGACUAGCCCAUUUACUGAUGAUGCCACACGCAAAUUCUUUGAAAGCCAUAAAUAUUUUGGCCUUGAAGCUGAUCAAAUCACCUUCUUCCAACAGGGCACUAUACCUUGUGUGUCAAAAGAUGGUAGAAUUAUAAUGGAGUCCCCAUACAAAGUAGCAAAGGCUCCAGAUGGAAAUGGAGGAGUUUAUUCAGCUUUGAAAUAUUCAAGACUAUUGGAAGAUAUGGCUACAAGGGGGGUUAAAUAUUUGGACUGCUAUGGAGUUGAUAAUGCAUUGGUCCGUGUUGCUGAUCCGACUUUCUUGGGCUAUUUUAUUGACAAAGGUGUAGCUGCCGCUGCAAAAGUGGUCCGGAAGGCAUACCCGCAAGAAAAGGUUGGUGUGUUUGUCCGGCGGGGCAAAGGUGGACCUCUAUCUGUAGUUGAAUACAGUGAGUUGGAUCAAUCGCUGGCUAGUGCAAUAAAUCAAGAAACUGGUCGACUUCGGUUUUGUUGGAGUAAUGUGUGCUUACAUAUGUUUACUUUGGAUUUCCUGAACCAAGUAGCAAAUGGUCUUGAGAAAGACAGCAUUUAUCAUCUUGCAGAGAAGAAAAUCCCUUCAAUCCAUGGACAGACGCUGGGAUACAAAUUAGAGCAAUUCAUUUUUGAUGCAUUUCCGUAUGCACCUUCCACUGCCCUUUUUGAGGUAUUGCGUGAAGAAGAAUUUGCACCAGUGAAAAAUGCGAACGGAUCAAAUUUUGACACUCCAGAGAGCGCUCGGCUGCUUGUUCUCCGUCUCCACACUCGUUGGGUGGUUGCUGCAGGAGGUUUCUUAACACAUUCGGUGCCACUAUAUGCAACUGGUGUGGAGGUUUCACCAUUGUGUUCUUACGCUGGAGAAAAUCUAGAAGCUAUUUGCCGUGGAAGAACAUUUCAUGCACCUUGUGAAAUCGCGUUUUAGUUUUAAGUUUGUGUUAAUGAAUAUCUUCAUUUGAGCGGCUAUAUUUUGGUUUGAAUUUAUUUGAAUUUGAGGUCUGUAAAUCUUAUACCACUACAAAUGCUGAUAUGUUUACAAGGCUUUUUGGCUUAUAUUUUUAGCUACAAAUGGCGGAAUAAAUUUUUAAUAUAUUAUUUGCCAAUUUGCUUAUUACUCCUA
This is a messenger RNA of Camellia sinensis, 1841 nucleotides long. RefSeq names its product UDP-N-acetylglucosamine diphosphorylase 1. NCBI's taxonomy places the organism in Eukaryota, Viridiplantae, Streptophyta, Magnoliopsida, Ericales, Theaceae. Gene Ontology annotation, molecular function: UDP-N-acetylglucosamine diphosphorylase activity. The record is from RefSeq and is a predicted model, not a curated record. Gene Ontology annotation, biological process: UDP-N-acetylglucosamine biosynthetic process.